This is a messenger RNA of Varanus komodoensis (Komodo dragon), 852 nucleotides long. RefSeq names its product PHD finger protein 5A (gene PHF5A). The transcript is spliced from 4 exons. Lineage: Eukaryota; Metazoa; Chordata; Lepidosauria; Squamata; Varanidae. Gene Ontology annotation, biological process: mRNA splicing, via spliceosome. The record is from RefSeq and is a predicted model, not a curated record. Gene Ontology annotation, cellular component: U2 snRNP; precatalytic spliceosome; U12-type spliceosomal complex. The coding region runs from base 101 to 433 and encodes 110 amino acids.
UUGAGUGGAGCACCGCCCAUUCCUCCGGACAUUAAAAAAAGAGAGGUCAAGGGUGAGAGGUCACUAACGAGAACGGCGCGAGGCGCAAGGCGUUUGAGGGAUGGCGAAGCACCAUCCGGAUUUGAUCUUUUGCCGCAAGCAGGCGGGAGUAGCUAUUGGACGGUUGUGUGAAAAAUGUGAUGGCAAGUGUGUUAUCUGUGAUUCUUAUGUGCGGCCCUGCACAUUGGUGCGAAUAUGUGACGAGUGUAACUAUGGCUCUUACCAAGGGCGCUGCGUAAUAUGUGGAGGUCCUGGAGUCUCUGAUGCCUAUUAUUGUAAAGAAUGUACCAUCCAGGAGAAAGACAGAGAUGGCUGUCCCAAGAUUGUCAACCUGGGCAGUUCAAAAACAGAUCUCUUCUAUGAGCGAAAGAAAUACGGCUUCAAGAAAAGGUGAUCUAAUCUCCACUGCAGUGCAAUUGCUGGAGAUGGGAAGGCUUCCUAAAAUAUAUUUGGACUACAUUUUUACUGGAAAGCAGUUAAUUUUGUUUUGUUCUUAGUACAUCUUAUUUGUUGGAAGACUAGUACCUACAUCCAAACUUGGUGGUUAUUGGUUUUCUUGCUUUUUCUUAGUAUUAGCUAAUGUUACGGAGUGAAACAACUAUCAUUGCCUCAAAGGAAGGAAGUUAAAAUUUCAGCUGCUGUAACUCCCAAGCCAUGCCUUUACUUACAAGCAACUUUCCUUUAUUUUGUCUGAUGCCUUUUGCUAUGAGCUCUGACCAUUCCUAUGAUUUCUUCUGAAGCAACAACUAGUCUAUGUUCCCUGUAAUUGUGAAUUAUGGCUCAAUAAAGUUUUAUAGUAGUCUUUUGGUGGAA